GAUCUAGUCGCUUGCUAACGCUAAUACAAUGGCAGCGUUUCUACAGUGGAGAAAAUUCGUGUUCUUUGACAAAGACACGGUGAAGGAUCCUGGAGAUAAUGGGAAAAACUUUGCUCUUCCAAACGGAAUAUCUGCAUGUGACUCAGGACGGGGUCACAUUGUUCUGGGAGAUAUGGAAGGCAAAAUCUGGCUUUUGACACGCUCCCUGCAGUUGGCGUCUUUUCAGGCCUAUAAGUUGCGGGUGACACAUCUCUACCAGCUGAAGCAGCACAGCAUCCUGGUAUCAGUGGGGCAGGAUGAACAUGGAAUAAACCCUCUAGUGAAGGUUUGGAACCUGGACAAGAGAGACAGUGGGAAUCCUCUCUGCACUAGGAUUUUUCCUGCAAUUCCUGGCAACAAACCGACUGAAGUGUCUUGCCUCAGCGUGCAUGAGAAUCUCAACUUCAUGGCUAUUGGCUUCACAGACGGCAGUGUGGUUCUGACUAAAGGUGACAUCACCAGAGAUCGUCACAGUAAAACUCUGACUCUGCACGAGGGGACCAUCCCUGUCACAGGCCUCGCCUUCCGCCAGGUGGCAAAGGUCACACAUCUAUUUGUUGCCACUCUGGAGAAAGUCCAUUGCUACACGCUGUCCAUCAAGGAGUAUCCCAAAGUAGAGCUGGAUACACAUGGCUGUGGGCUGCGCUGCUCCUCCCUCGCAGAUCCCUCUCAGGAUUCCCAGUUCAUUGUGGCCGGAGACGAAUGCGUGUACCUGUACCAGCCCGAUGAACGAGGGCCCUGCUUUGCCUUCGACGGAACCAAACUGUUGGCUCACUGGCAUCGAGGAUAUCUGUUCUUACUGAUUAAAGAUGCAAAGUCACCCAACAAGACAGCGUUUGGCAGCAGGGAGAGCUCUCCAUCAGACAAACAGCUUCUGACCAUCUAUGACCUAGACAACAAGUUCAUCGCCUACAGUGCCUCUUUUGAUGAUGUCAUCGAUGUGGUGGCGGAGUGGGGAUCUUUCUACAUCCUCACCAGAGACGGGAAAAUGUUUGUUCUUCAGGAGAAAGACACACAGACCAAACUGGAGAUGUUGUUUAAGAAGAACCUGUUUGUGAUGGCCAUAAACCUUGCUAAGAGCCAGCACCUGGACAGUGAUGGACUGUCAGAGAUCUUCAGACAGUAUGGUGACCACCUCUACCUGAAGGGAGACCAUGACGGUGCCAUCCAGCAGUACAUCCGCACUAUUGGGAAACUGGAGCCAUCUUACGUCAUCAGGAAGUUUCUGGAUGCUCAGAGGAUCCACAACCUGACAGCGUAUCUGCAAGCUCUGCACAGACAGUCUCUGGCCAACGCAGACCACACUACACUGCUGCUCAACUGUUACACCAAGCUGAAGGACAGCUCCAAACUGGAAGAGUUCAUUAAGAGCAGUGAGAGCGAAGUCCACUUUGAUGUUGAAAUUGCCAUCAAGGUUCUCCGGCAGGCGAGCUACCACAGCCACGCCGUCUUCCUGGCUGAGAAGCACAUGCACCAUGAGUGGUACCUGAAGAUCCAGCUGGAAGACCUCAAGAACUACCAUGAAGGCCUGCGUUACAUUGGACGUUUACCUUUUGAACAAGCUGAGAGCAACAUGAAGCGUUACGGUAAGACUCUGAUGCACCACGUUCCUGAAGGCACCACGCUGCUGCUGAAGGGUUUAUGUACCAACUACCAACCAAGUGGAGACACUGCUGAGAGAGAAAGCCUGGACAGACACCGACUCAAUAAGGCCAACUCUGAGGAAUUCAUACCGAUUUUUGCAAACAACCCUCGAGAGCUGAAAGCAUUCUUGGAGCACAUGAUCGAGGUGGACCCCCACUCUCCACAGGGUGUUUAUGACACACUGCUGGAGCUCCGACUGCAAGACUGGGCACACGAACAAGAUCCUGAGAGAAAAAAGGUCCUGCAGGUGGAAGCUGUGUCGCUGCUGAGGAGUGACAACACAGUGUUCGAUAAGGCUCUGGUCCUCUGCCAGAUGCACAACUUCAAAGAAGGUGUCCUUUACCUUUAUGAGAAGGGCAAGCUGUACCAGCAGAUUAUGCACUACCACAUGCAGAAUGAGGAGUAUGGGAAAGUGGUGGAGGCUUGCAAGCGCUACGGAGACCAAGAGGGAUGCCUCUGGGAGCAGGCACUGGGAUACUUUGCUAGAAAAGAAGAAGACUGUAAGGCCUACAUCAGCGAGGUCCUGCAUCACAUCGACCAAAACAACCUGAUGCCUCCGUUACUCGUGGUGCAGACACUGGCACACAACUCGACGGCCACUCUGUCCGUCAUCAAGGACUACCUCAUCAACAAGCUGCAGAGGGAAAGCCAGCAGAUCGAGGACGAUGAACGCAAAAUCCGACAAUACCGUGAGGAGACGGCUCAUCUCCGCUCAGAGAUCCAGGAACUCAAAACCAGUGCCAAGAUAUUCCAGAAGACCAAGUGUAACAUGUGCAACAGCCCUCUGGAGCUGCCCUCCGUUCACUUCCUGUGCAGCCACUCCUUCCACCAACACUGCUUCGAAAGCUACGCAGAGAGUGAGGCGGAGUGCCCAACGUGCACGCCAGAGAACCGCAAAGUCAUGGACAUGCUGCGUGCACAGGACCAGAAAAGAGACCUGCACGAUCACUUCAACAGACAGUUACGGAGCUCUAAUGACGGUUUCUCAGUCGUGGCUGACUAUUUUGGUCGAGGAGUGUUUAACAAACUGACUCUGGUCACUGACCCGCCUGGCAGCAAAACAGUUGGGAGUCUAGAGGUGAACCUGCAGAGAGACCUCCUCAUCCACACCAAGAGAAACUGCUAGAAAUCCAGCUUGUGAUUAUGGUGUGAAUACCUGAGAAGGCAUUUUGUGUCCAGCUACACAUCACUGAUCACAUGCUCUGCUGCAUGAGAUGCCACUUUAUUUAGCAGCAGUUGCUGCUGCCUGCUUUUAGUACCUGUGAUGGACUAACUUGCAUAAACGCUCCUAGUGUGAGUCAUGAUUUAUUGAGGACGUGCAAAAAACCUUCUUUAGGUUCAAAUGUGUAAUUCUGUCUUAAACCCUUUCUGAAACACAUCUUGGAGAGUUUUGCUUUGGUGUGUUUGCUUGUAUGUCAUCUUGCACACAACACUGAAAAAUCAUUCAGUCAUCUGUCACUAAUGAAAUAGUUAAUAUCUGUCAAUCUAAACUGAUGAAUAAAAUUGUGAAUAGUC
Molecule: messenger RNA, 3198 nt
Organism: Scomber japonicus (chub mackerel)
Lineage: Eukaryota; Metazoa; Chordata; Actinopteri; Scombriformes; Scombridae
Gene: vps11
Product: VPS11 core subunit of CORVET and HOPS complexes
Exons: 16
Coding region: 29-2809 (926 amino acids)
Biological process (GO): organelle fusion; vacuole organization; endosome organization
Cellular component (GO): HOPS complex; endosome
Molecular function (GO): protein-macromolecule adaptor activity; protein binding
Source: RefSeq, a predicted model, not a curated record